AUGACUGUGGUGAGUGAUAAUGUUGAUGAUAAUUGUGGUGAUGAUACUGUUUGGAAUUUUGCAGCUUACUGUGUUGUUGCAGUGGAGUCUGUUGGUAGACAAAUUCCAAUAGCUUUUCUUGAACGUAUUAAAGAUGAUUUUAAUAAAAAAUAUGGUGGAGGAAGAGCUACAACAGCAACUGCUAAAAGUCUUAACAAAGAAUUUGGACCAAAGUUGAAGGAGCAGAUACAGUAUUGUGUGGAACAUCCGGAGGAGGUUAGAAAACUUGCUAAAGUGAAAGCACAAGUUUCUGAAGUCAAAGGAGUUAUGAUGGAAAAUAUCGACAAGGUUAUUGAUAGGGGAGAGAAGAUUGAGGUUUUGGUGGAUAAACCUGAGAACCUUCGCUCUUAGGUUAGAUUCUUAAUUUUAUUGUUUGUUUUUAGUCACAAUUGAGCC
Messenger RNA from Medicago truncatula (barrel medic), 435 nucleotides. RefSeq names its product vesicle-associated membrane protein 722. Bases 1 to 390 code for a protein of 129 amino acids. Gene Ontology annotation, cellular component: membrane. The transcript is spliced from 4 exons. Lineage: Eukaryota; Viridiplantae; Streptophyta; Magnoliopsida; Fabales; Fabaceae. The record is from RefSeq and is a predicted model, not a curated record. Gene Ontology annotation, biological process: vesicle-mediated transport.